Messenger RNA from Aricia agestis (brown argus), 2657 nucleotides. It is a transcript of the gene sax, whose product is annotated as activin receptor type-1. Gene Ontology annotation, molecular function: SMAD binding; ATP binding; transforming growth factor beta receptor activity, type I. Bases 3 to 1712 code for a protein of 569 amino acids. The transcript is spliced from 11 exons. Gene Ontology annotation, biological process: BMP signaling pathway; protein phosphorylation; dorsal/ventral pattern formation. Lineage: Eukaryota; Metazoa; Arthropoda; Insecta; Lepidoptera; Lycaenidae. Gene Ontology annotation, cellular component: plasma membrane; BMP receptor complex. The record is from RefSeq and is a predicted model, not a curated record.
GAAUGGCGGACACUGUUAUCAUACGAUACUUGCUCAUAUUUUUAUUAAUAAGUUCUUGUAAUGCUGGGAUCACUCUGGAUGACUUGGACGAUGGAUCCCUACAGAGACCAACAUCAGAAAAUCACAUCAGUGACACCAAUAUAUCCAUUGAUAAAAAGAUGAUGAUGGUUCAGCAACCACCAAGGUACAAAUGCCACCAAUGUGAGCCUCCCGAGUGUGGUGACAGUGACCUGGGAGACAAGACGUGCGGUGCAGCGCUGUACUGCUUCAAGUCCACGGUUCGGGAGGAGGGGGAGCUGCGGUUCACGCGAGGAUGCAGCACCAACCGGGACCACUAUCAGUUCACAUGUAAAACUAAUCAAGGUCCUCGGAAACGGCAUGCCGGCCAGCUGAAUGUAACAUGUUGUCAAGGAGACAUGUGCAAUGAUGGAGACUUCCCCGAGCUCUCUGCAGACACCGCAAUUGAACCUCUAGAAGCCACAGCCUGGAGACUGUGGCUUGGAGUGGCAGCAUGUGCAGUGGCGUUGGUCGCUGUGGCCGCUUUUGUUAUAUUCCUGUUGAGGCGGACGCACAGGCUCAGAGUGUCAAGAGCGGCGGAGAAGCUCGGCGCGGAUUCCAAAUACUUCACUGCCAACAUGUACAGUCCCCCUGUUACUAGUGCUUAUUAUGAAGGUGCAGAAGGCUCCACAGCCCUCCGAGCAGUAGCAGCAGGUGACUCCACACUCCGGGAGUACCUUGAGUGCUCCAUGACAUCGGGCUCAGGCUCUGGCCUGCCCCUCAUGGUGCAGAGGACACUAUCCAAGCAAGUGACCCUACUGGACAGGAUAGGAAAGGGUCGUUACGGCGAGGUGUGGCGCGGCGCGUGGUGCGGCGACGCGGUGGCGGUGAAGAUAUUCUUCUCGCGAGACGAGGCUAGCUGGCGGCGCGAGACCGAGGUGUACAGCACCGUGAUGCUGCGGCACGAGAACAUCCUCGCCUACGUCGGCAGCGACAUGACCAGCCGGAACAGCUGCACGCAGCUGUGGCUGAUAACCCACUACCACCCGCUGGGCUCGCUGUACGAGCACCUCGCGCGGACGACGCUCACCCGACAACAGAUGAUGGUCAUAUGCCUGUCCAUCGUCAACGGCCUGCUGCAUCUACACACCGAUAUACAUGGGACACAGGGUAAGCCGGCGAUAGCCCACCGCGACAUCAAGUCUAAGAAUAUCCUGGUGAAGGUGAACGGGGAGUGCUGCAUUGCCGACCUGGGGCUGGCGGUGACGCGGCAACACGUCGCCACAGACCAGAUACACAACCCGCGACAGGGGACCAAGAGAUACAUGAGCCCAGAGAUGCUGGAUCAGAGCAUGAACCUAAAAUGCUUCGAGUCGUACCGCAAGUGCGACACGUACGCGCUGGCGCUCGUGCUGUGGGAGGUGUGCAGGCGCGCGCAGCCCGCGCACGAGGCCUGGCCGCCCUACCACGACCUCGUGCCGCCGGACCCCAGCUUCGACGACAUGCGGAAGGUGGUGUGCGAGAUGCGCGCCCGCCCGGAGCCCCCGCUGCACACCCACCCGACGAUGGUCGGUCUGACGAACCUCAUGAAGGAGUGUUGGCACCAGAAUGCCGACGUGCGGCUGCCGAUGCUGAGGAUAAAGAAGACGCUGCUCAAACUGGCGGCCAACGACAACAGCAUCACACUCAAUGAUGACAACGAGAUCAGCUUGUAAUGUGGCUGAAGUAGAUGGACGAUCUAUGUGCAAGCGACGUCAAUAGACUAAGCAUAUAUUUUUGAAGGAAUGGUAAUAGACAUAAUAUAACUACAAAAUGGUAUUCACAUAUAAUGGUAUAAAAUGUCGAACCCACAACAGAUUCGUUCUAAAAUUCAAAAAUCUAAAUAGAUUAAUUUUAAUGACUUGUUUAAUAACAGAGUGUUACGUGCGUAAUAGGAAUUAGUAAAAAAUUUAAGAGUGGGUUUAAAAUAAAAAUGUUUAAAAAGUGAAUCUGGCUCAGAGCUACGUAGAUAUGUGUAUCUAUGACUGUCAAAAUUUGUGUUCAGUGACUCGGUGAUUUUGGUAGUGAAGUAAUAAGUAGGAACUUUCCACUCAAACUAUUAAUAUGUUGUAGCUUACUCAUAAUGUUAUGGUCCAAACCAGAAGCAUAGUUACACAAACAAACGAUAUUUAAUAAUAUGAAUAUGAUUUAUGAAGUUUUGUGACUCGUCUUAUUGUUUGGACCAUAAUGAGUUCAAAAAAGUUAAGAGCCAUUCCUCUCCUCAUUAAACGUUUGUGAUUGGUGAGAUGGAAUGGCGUUUUGGCUAUAAGCUAUGGUAAGACGGCUUGACAAGAAACCCAAGCAAUACAAACUUUUGAGAGUAGAUGUAUUGCAAAACUCAAUCUCUCGACUACAUAGUACAACUAGAUGAGUUUAUUUAAUAUAAAUGUUAUAUUUGUUAGCCAGUGAGUUAUGCCAAAUAUUAUAAUGGCGGACGGCAACAUUUUUGGCAUACUCUUCCAAGAAAUAUACUGAUAUUUCUAUAGGCAGCUAUUUAUUGGUUGAAUAAAAUUAGGAAAAUAAUAACGAAUCUUUCCCUGAAAUAAUAAUGUUGCUGUCCAAAUAGGUGUAAGUGUAAAGCCCGUCACAGACUUAGCUAUAAUAUAUAUUAAUAUAUUUAU